AUGGCCAUCAACUGCCCGAAGCAGGCAUCAGCCAACGAAAAUUCUUACCUCGUCUCUCUUUCAUACUACGACACGCAUGGCCUUUGUUCCGGCUAUACUCUAAGGCGCCACAAUUAUGAGUCCGAGACCAAUGUCGGAUGUCAUGCAGCGAGACAAGACUGGAUCAAAUACGUCGGGCCGAUCGAACAAUUUGGAGGGUGUAAUCCGAUCAAUGGCAAUUUCACGGCUGUGGUUCUUCCACUUACGAAGCCGGAGAGACUGCGUCUAAUCUCCUAUGUACUCGAGUGUAAGACUCUCCUGAUUGUCAGUUACCGUCUCCCACAACCAGUUUGCUUACUGUACGUAGAUGCGUUUCUGUACGAUAACAUGAUCGAGCUUGAGAAGCCAGACAUGUCACGACUCAACAAUCACAACGAGCAAGAGUGGAAGAAUACAAACCCGGCACUAGGCAAGACACAGAUCCAAGCAAAGAUUAUGACACAACUCGCGUCCAUGGACAAUUCAUGUACCGAGCGAGUCAAACGUGUGUGGAAGGAGAUGAUUACUACGACUUUACAGGACAAGGACAAGUGUUUCACCACCCUGGAAGAGUAUGUGAACUUCCGCAUGAUUGAUACUGGAGCACCGUUUGUGGAAGCUAUGUUACUAUUCGGCAUGGGUAUGACGCUCACCGAAGAAGAGGACAUUCAGCUCGAGCCAAUUCGCAAACCAUGUUAUGCGGCUCUUGGCCUAGCCAACGAUUUCUUCUCUUUCGAUCGCGAAUAUGCUGAGUUUAAGAAUUCAGCAAACUCGCAGACGCUGACAAAUGCCGUCUGGCUUCAUAUGCAAUGGUACAAUGUCGACGUAGAUAUGGCAAAAAAGAUGACCUUGGAAGCGACGAGCAGAUAUGAAAAGCAAUUUUUGGAGAGCUGCGCGGUAUUUCGGCAGCACAAUGGGCCUUUACCAGAGAAGCUAGACAGGUAUUUGGAUGCGCUAGCUUACCAGGUUAGCGGGAAUGUUGUUUGGAGCCUGAAUUGUCCGAGGUACCAUCCAGAGUACAGAUAUGACCCAAAUACCGGUAUCGAGGACGAAAUGACAGCGGAGUCACUUCCAAAGACUCUUGGUCUUGAAUAUGAUGCUACUAACAUGCUCAUAAUGGAAGACAAGCGGGAUGAAAGCUCUAGGCGUUCAUCCACCGACACAUCCCCUCGAGUCUUCGAAGAUGAUGCUUCCACAACGAGAGAUGACAUCUCGAUCUCUUCUUGUACAACAGCGUCUUCUUCAAUCUCCAACACCAAUGAGAUGACCGGAAAGGAUCUGCUAGGCCCUGAACAUAUCCAGGAACCUUUCAACUACAUCACUUCGCUCCCUUCCAAAGGCGUACGAGACACCUUCAUCGAUGCACUCAACAUAUGGCUUGACGUACCCGAGCCCAUUUCAUCUCGCAUCAAAUCGCUAGGCAACCGUCUACACGCCGCGUCUCUCAUGCUCGAUGACAUCGAAGAUGGAUCCAAUCUCCGACGAGGUCAGCCAGCGACACACACCGUCUUCGGUACUGCACAAACGAUCAACUCCGGAUGUUAUGAAAUACUCCAGGCUGUGAAUGAAGCUCAGCAGUUGGGCGCCGCGGAGGUGAAGAUCAUCCUCGAAGAACUCGCCGAAUUGCACAUCGGCCAAUCUUACGACCUGUUUUGGACACAUCACGGCCAUUGUCCAUCCGAGGAUGAGUAUCUGGAGAUGGUCAACAAGAAGACUGGAGGUCUGUUCAGACUAUUAGCGCGCCUUUUGCUUGUGUCCGCAGACCGUACAUCAUCAAUCCUUGCGAUAGAUACAGAUAUCGAAGAUCUUGUAGGCCUUAUCGGAAUGCAAUACCAGAUCCGGGAUGAUUACCAGAACCUCCAGUCGUCGGAAUACAAAGCUCAGAAGGGGUUCUGUGAGGACUUGGACGAGGGAAAAAUGUCUUUCCCACUUGUUCACGCUUUAAACAGUCACGAGGAUAGUGCUACACUGUGUGAACUUCUUCGACAGAGACGAGAUGUUGGAUGUCUAUCUGAUGAACAGAAAUGGCUUGUGCUGGAGCAGCUUGAUCGAUUGGGAAGCAUGGUGUAUACGCAAGAUACCUUGAAGCGGAUGCAGGGUCAAGUUUACGACCGUGUGAAGAGAAUUGAAAGCCGUACAGGGAGGGAAAAUUGGAUCUUGAGGGCCUUGUUGCAGAGGCUGGAAGUGUAG
Molecule: messenger RNA, 2208 nt
Organism: Alternaria atra
Lineage: Eukaryota; Fungi; Ascomycota; Dothideomycetes; Pleosporales; Pleosporaceae
Exons: 3
Coding region: 1-2208 (735 amino acids)
Biological process (GO): isoprenoid biosynthetic process
Molecular function (GO): prenyltransferase activity
Source: RefSeq, a predicted model, not a curated record